AUGUUACUGGUAAUAGGAAUCGUAAUACCCCCGUUCAAUCGGUUUGUGAUGGGAGACCUACACGUAUAUGAGAUACUAAAUCACCAAAAUGCCAAACAAUUGAUGUUGGGCUGGGGAACCCACUAUUGGGGGCCUCUUAACUACAUUCAAACCCAAAUCAUAGGCAUGUUAUUGGCCUACGCUGUCAGAUAUCAUCCGAAAGCAUAUUUAGGCGGACCUAUAGGUCAUGUGAUCAUUUGGUUCACCACUUUCUUGAUAACAUUGGGUCAUAUGUAUUGGCAAAAGGAUAUGAUCAUGCCCGGGUUUAAAGUAGUCGAUAACAUGUCACUCGAGAUCUAUAUUAUGCAUACAUUUGUGUUUGUGUACAGAAUUGGUGUUCAGCGAGAACUUCGUACAUAUAAUGAAUACUAUAUCUGGUCUUCAGCCAUCGCCGACUUCGUGGCCUCCUAUGUGUUGGCAGUAAUGGCAGGCUUUCUGGUGUCGCGACCCUUCGCCGCAAUGACUCAGGCGUUGAUUAAACCCCAAACAAAACCCAAAGCCGUGUCUAACGAAGAAACGGAUAAAAACUCAACAAAUCUUGAAAAUAAUAAUAAUAAUAAUGUUUCUGAAGAUAUCUCUAAAAAUACAUUUCCUAUACUCGACGCCCAAACCGUC
Messenger RNA from Oppiella nova, 654 nucleotides. The record is from the annotation of a GenBank genome assembly. NCBI's taxonomy places the organism in Eukaryota, Metazoa, Arthropoda, Arachnida, Sarcoptiformes, Oppiidae.